AUGAUUCGAAGUCCAGCGGUAAGGAAGGUUGGCUACUGCUUUCUCUUCCUUCUCCUCGCAUCCUGCGUUCAAGAGUCGUCUGCCUCGUUAGGGGACCACCUUCCCGACUUCAAAUCGUGUGUCAAGAUUUGUGAGGCUGAAAACUGUCAGGAUGGGGACUCAGCCAUACGUAUGUUUCUUGUUUCACAAUGGCAAUCAUCAGUUUCGCUACUAGCUUUCCUUCUCCGUCUGAUGCUCUGGACGUGCCCUGCCGAAUGUGACUAUACCUGCCAACAUGUUGUGACAGACCGUCGACUCGCUCGCGAUCCGCCUAUGCUUAGCCCUGUGGUCCAGUUUCAUGGGAAGUGGCCUUUUCGCAGAAUCCUGGGCAUGCAGGAACUGUUUUCGGUCAUCUUCUCUGGCCUUAAUUUCCUUGCUCACUGGUAUGGAAUGGCUCGAUUACGUGAAAUGACUCCCUCAUGGCAUCCUCUCCAGAAAUAUUAUAUCGCGUUUGGAUACAGCGGCCUGGCAGCCUGGACUUUUAGCAUGCUCUUCCACGCUCGAGACUUUCCGUUGACCGAGAAACUGGACUAUUUCGGAGCCGGUGCGAGUGUAUUGUAUGGGCUAUAUCUCGCUACAGUGCGGAUUUUCCGCUUGGAUAAAGAACAACCGAGAUACAGGCCCACGUUGCGGCGUCUGUGGACCACAGUCUGCAUUCUUCUAUACACUAUUCACGUGUGCUAUCUUAGCUUCUGGUCGUGGGAUUAUACGUAUAAUAUGAUUGCAAACAUCGUGGUGGGCAUGAUUCAGAAUACCUUGUGGAUUUGCUUCAGCGUUGUCCGCUACCAAAAAACGGGUAAAACCUGGACCCUUUGGCCAGCACUGAUCGUGGUUUGGAUCAUCUUGGCCAUGAGCCUUGAGCUACUGGACUUCCCGCCGUGGUAUGCGCUCAUUGAUGCGCACAGUUUGUGGCACCUGGGGACUGUUAUUCCAUGCGCUUGGUGGUAUCUAUACCUCGUGAAAGAUAUCCAAGAUGACGUGGCUGGGGAAAGAUUAAAAGCCUAA
Aspergillus nidulans FGSC A4 is the source of this 1044-nucleotide messenger RNA. Its product is annotated as PGAP3/PER1 family protein. The record is from RefSeq and is a predicted model, not a curated record. The transcript is spliced from 4 exons. Gene Ontology annotation, biological process: GPI anchor metabolic process; intracellular manganese ion homeostasis; GPI anchor biosynthetic process. NCBI's taxonomy places the organism in Eukaryota, Fungi, Ascomycota, Eurotiomycetes, Eurotiales, Aspergillaceae. Gene Ontology annotation, cellular component: fungal-type vacuole membrane; endoplasmic reticulum; endomembrane system. Bases 1 to 1044 code for a protein of 347 amino acids.